Messenger RNA from Chironomus riparius, 1346 nucleotides. NCBI's taxonomy places the organism in Eukaryota, Metazoa, Arthropoda, Insecta, Diptera, Chironomidae. The record is from the annotation of a GenBank genome assembly.
CGGGCGCCCAAGAAUAGCCUAGUGAGAGACUAAUAAUCGAGAGUUUAAUUGAAGCAUUGAGAUUCCACAUAACUCAAAUUACAAGGGUAUUCCCCAACAAAUACAUUCACAACUUAUUCUUUUUUUUUAACAUAUAAAAUAUUAAGUUUCUCUCGUUGUGUUUUUGUUUAUCACAUUCUCAUGCACUUGCAGUUUGCUUUCGAUUUUCACUAACGCUGAUCGUCAAUUUUUCUUGCUGUAUUAAUCAAAUAUUUAUUUUAAUUGCUGUUCCGCAAAAGAUUCUUAUCUUUUAUUUAAUUUUACAUUAUUGGAUACUUCAGAACUCUAUCAGUCAACAUGUUCCAUACUGAAAAAGUGAGUGAAAAAUACAUUAAUAAAGAUAAUUGUCCUGGAUAUUACGAUUACGUUGAAUUAUCAGACGGAGUUAAUCGAUGUGUAUUAACAGAUAAAUAUGUUGAUCAUUUUGCUGAAGAAAUCAAAAACUUUGAAGUAUUUGAAGAUGAUAUUUGGGUCAUAACUUUUCCUAAAUGUGGAACUACUUGGACACAAGAGAUUGUUUGGCUGUUGAACAAUAAUUUGGAUUACGAGGGAGCCAUGAAUACUUAUAUUGAUAUGAGAUUUCCAUUUAUUGAAGUCGGUGCAAUUACGAAAGAGCCAAGAGAUUCAUUAAAUUUGUGCAAACAGUUGCAAAGACCAAGACACAUCAAGACCCACUUGCCGAAAUUCUUGCUGCCAGAUCAAAUUUGGACUGUAAAACCUAAGAUUAUCUACGUAACUCGCAAUCCUAAAGAUGCUGCUGUAUCCUAUUUUCAUCAUUAUCGCCACAUCAUUGGCUAUACAGGAACAAAAGAUGAAUUCUUCGAUGCUUAUCUUGCUGGUAAACUUCUUCAUUCACCAAUUAAUGAAAAUGUUUUGGAGUUUUGGAAAAUUCGUCAUGAACCAAACAUUUUGUUCCUUUAUUUUGAGGACAUGAAGAGAAAUCUGAAGGAAGAAAUCUUGAAAAUGAUGAAUUUCCUAGGUAAGAGCUAUUCUGAAGAACAAAUUGACAAGCUUUGUGAACAUUCAUCGUUUGAGUCAAUGAAGAAGAAUCCAUCAUGCAAUAGAGAACAGAGAAUCAAAACUGUAAAAGCUUCAAAAAAUUAUGUUUCUAAAAAUGAAGAGUUUACAUUUAUGCGUGAGGGAAAGAUUGGAUCUCAUCAUAAGGAAAUGACAGAGGAUCAAAAAGCAAAGUUUGAUAGUUACAUGAAUUAUUCAGAAUUUGAAAGUGUUGGGUUUAGCUAUAAAAUGAACUAAAUCUUAGACAUAUCCAAUAUAUACCAAAAAUCAAUAAAACAAAAAUCUCAUUU